Lactuca virosa is the source of this 1926-nucleotide messenger RNA. Lineage: Eukaryota; Viridiplantae; Streptophyta; Magnoliopsida; Asterales; Asteraceae. The record is from the annotation of a GenBank genome assembly.
AGCUCUAUAAGCCGUCCAUUUUGCAAGCUUGAAUAUUACAUGUAUCAAAUCCUCUGCCCGCCUGCUCUCCGAUUAAUCGCUGGCGUAAUGAAUGCGAUAGCGGGUAACCAUUAAAAGUUCGUUUGGGGGUAGUUGCAUCUUCAUCCCCUUAAAACCCCCCUCAAUUCAUCACUUCUCCUCCAACCUACAGUUUCUCCUUUCUGGGUGUUCUUCAAUUUCCUCUAAUUCAUCUGGGUUUUUGUUCAAUUUCCUGGUCAACAAUGGCGGAUUCACCUUCGGAGAGAGCAUCUCUUCCAAACUUCCUCUUAUCUGUGAAACUCAAAUACGUGAAAUUAGGUUACCAUUACCUGAUCACACAUUUCAUGUACCUGUUAUUAAUCCCAAUCCUUGCAGUCGUCUCUGUUCAUCUAUCGACACUCACAUCACAAGAUCUACUCCAUCUAUGGCAACAACUUCGAUUCAAUCUACUCUCUGUUAUCAUAUGCUCAACUCUAAUCGUCUUCCUAGCCACACUCUACUUCAUGAGCCGCCCAAAGAAGGUUUACUUACUCGAUUUCGCCUGCUAUAAACCCGACGAAUCUAACAUCGUUUCUCGUGAAACAUUCAUGAAUCAUUCAGCUCUCGCGGGGACAUUUAGCGAAGAGAAUUUAGCGUUUCAGAAGAAGAUUCUCGAACGAUCUGGAUUAGGUCAGAAGACGUAUUUCCCUGAGGCGGUGUUGCAGGUUCCGCCGAAUCCGUGUAUGUCGGAAGCUCGAAAGGAGGCGGAGAUGGUGAUGUUCGGCGCCAUUGAUGAGUUGUUGGCGAAAACUGGUGUGAAGGCGAAGGAUAUUGGUAUACUUAUUGUGAAUUGUAGCUUGUUUUGUCCAACACCUUCGCUUAGUUCCAUGGUUGUGAAUCAUUACAAGCUCAGAGGGAAUGUUUUGAGCUAUAAUCUCGGUGGGAUGGGGUGUAGUGCUGGAUUGAUCUCCAUUGAUCUUGCCAAACAACUUUUACAGGUACAACCUAAUUCCUAUGCUUUGGUGGUUAGCAUGGAAAACAUAACAUUAAAUUGGUACUUUGGGAACAAUCGAUCUAUGCUUGUGUCAAAUUGUCUAUUCCGAAUGGGCGGUGCUGCAAUUUUGUUAUCUAAUCGAUCAUCUGAUCGCCGCCGCUCAAAGUACCAACUAAUCCACACAGUCCGGACCCACAAGGGCGCAGACGACAAAUGUUAUAGUUGUGUUUUCCAAGAAGAGGACAACGAGAAAAACAUAGGUGUUGCUCUUUCAAAAGAUCUCAUGGCAGUAGCCGGUGAAGCCCUAAAAACAAAUAUCACCACCCUUGGGCCGCUAGUGCUCCCCAUGUCGGAACAACUCUUGUUUUUUGUAACAUUGGUCGCAAGAAAAGUGUUUAAAUUGAAAAUUAAACCGUAUAUCCCGGAUUUCAAGCUUGCAUUUGAGCAUUUUUGUAUCCACGCGGGAGGAAGAGCAGUGUUGGAUGAAUUGGAAAAGAAUCUUGAAUUAUCGGAAUGGCAUAUGGAACCUUCUAGAAUGACACUUUAUAGAUUUGGUAAUACUUCGAGUAGCUCAUUGUGGUAUGAGUUGGCGUAUUCGGAAGCUAAGGGUCGGAUAAAGAAGGGAGACAGAUCGUGGCAAAUUGCUUUUGGUUCGGGUUUUAAGUGUAAUAGUGCAGUUUGGAAGGCGUUGAGGUCUAUCGAUCCGAAAAAGGAGAAAAGUCCAUGGAUUGAUGAGAUACAUGAGUUCCCGGUUCAUGUACCGAGGAUCGAAAAGAUUGGUUCUUAAGAUGUUGUCUUUUUUAUAUUUCUUUAGCGAGAUUGAAUAACCUAUGGUUUUUAUUGAUGUUAUGUAUUAUAGAAGUCAUUAAAGGGAAAAGGGCAAUUGGCCUUUGGUCUUCUCUUGUGAUGGAUCGUGGAAUAUGAAAGUGAAUAUU